Messenger RNA from Paramacrobiotus metropolitanus, 980 nucleotides. RefSeq lists its product as uncharacterized. Bases 178 to 648 code for a protein of 156 amino acids. Lineage: Eukaryota; Metazoa; Tardigrada; Eutardigrada; Parachela; Macrobiotidae. The record is from RefSeq and is a predicted model, not a curated record. The transcript is spliced from 3 exons.
UGCAUCCAUGACAGUCCGAGUGACGCGCCGAUAUGCUAAGUUGAUCGGGAGUACCUUUGCAUGGCGGGAUAUUUUUAGACUCUGUCCAUUACGCAGGAGCAUUUGAGGACUUCUCCCAGUAAAGUCUGAGCGUAAUUACUUCCCCUCCACCGACAUUAGAGAAUAUUAUCCACUAUCAUGGCACUUUCCACUUCAGGAGGCGUUCAAAGUUUUUGCGGCAUUGUCAUUUUUAUAUGCGAUGUCGUAGGAAUGGCACUGUAUGAUGGCGCUCGUCUUACCUUAUACACGGGUUUUGCCUCCGGCCUCGUCUAUAUUGUCUGCGGUAUUGUGGCCCUGUGCGCAUCUCAAGCUGUCAGCCGGUCAAAACCAAACGCCCCAUGCCUGGCCAUCACCGUUCUAAUGCUGAGCAUCAACAGCAGCCUACUGGCUUUUGGCCUGCUGGUGUACGACAGCGUAAUUCUCGACAGUUAUGUUCAGCGCUCGGUCGUCUUCGUCAUGACGGGAAGGUCCAGACUCAUCGUCAUUGAGCUUGCCUUCCAGGCUCUGGCCUUGAUCGCCAGCUGCACGGUCUGCGUGUACAGCUCUAAAAACAUCACGGGGGCCAUCGCCACCGUUGCCACCAGGACACCCGUCAAUUAUCCGACAUGAUCAAUCGCUGGAGCGAGACAAGCUGACACGUCGACAUUGCAUACCCUAACGUCCAAUGUUCAGUCUGCAUUUUUAGCGUUUGCACGGUGGCAGUGUCCAUACGACCGUCCCUACCCGAUUACUCAUUGUUAGAUUCGCUUUUCCGUUCUUCUCCAUAUCUUACUUGUUUCCUCUUUUGUAAAAUGUCACAAAAUCAGUCUCGCAGCGCGAAAGUCUGUCUUUUCCUAAGUAUUGGCUGACUGAAUAAUUUAACUGGUAAUCGACCAAAGCGUAGCGAAGGUCCUCGCCAAAGUAUACGCAUUUUCUCGCCAGAGUGUGCACAUCGCCUGGCU